AUGAGACUGGCUAUAAUCAUCAUUCUCUGCCUCACAGCUCUUGUCAGCGCCAAAUCCGAUAAGUUCAACCGAGAACUGGUGAGUCUGCAGGACUUCAUGUACGGAAGAGUGCCUCUCCUUGGAGGAGGAGACAAGUAUGUGGAGUACAGAGGCAAGUCGGUGGACUUUGAUGAUUCCGUUAGAAUACUAGCAGCGCGGAGAUGCGGUAUUUACAUUGACAGACAAGAACACUUCUCGCACGACAAUUAUGUUGGUGUCGCGACACUGGCGGAGUUUGUGACACAAGCACUGAUUGCUGGCAAGUGUGGUGAAGCCAACUACGCGUACACGGCUCUUUGCGCUAACGGAGACAGAGAUACCAUCAGCGUGAAGAAGCCCAAAAAACUUAUGGAGGCGCUCAAGGUGCAGCUGGAAGCCAAUAGACAGCUGACGGGGAAAAGACAGCGGUUCACGAGUGACAAUGAGGAACUCGACAAAAUCUACUCAAAGCUCUACACAGACAGUUUGUGGUCGUGGGCGUAUAUCUAUGAGUGGAUGGCUUUCCUCGUAACCUCCUUUUACGGUCUUGUAGUGUUUCUGUGA
This is a messenger RNA of Yarrowia lipolytica CLIB122, 582 nucleotides long. RefSeq lists its product as uncharacterized. The record is from RefSeq and is a predicted model, not a curated record. NCBI's taxonomy places the organism in Eukaryota, Fungi, Ascomycota, Dipodascomycetes, Dipodascales.